AUGAAGUAUAUCGUUUUAAUUAGUUUUAUUUUUAUUUUUUCAUUAAAAGCAGAAUAUAAUGCGCAAAUUCCCUGCAAGACUGAUGAUACUUGUAAAAACAUUAUUAAAGCAGAAAUGCUGAAAUGUAUUAAUUCAAUGUGUAUGUGUGGAAAUAUUACUACUAAAUCGUAUCAAUCAUGUUCACAUAAAGAUAUCAUUGUAAAUACAAAACAAAAAGACAAUUUUAUCGCAGGUGUUGGAAAGGUUUGUUUCCAAGAUGAAGACUGCGAGGAUAUUGAAGGUGCGACAUGCCAGGAGGCUCGCAUGAAUCAUACAUCAAAAAGAAUUUGCGACUGCCCACCACACAUGAUAAUUAAUGUUGAUAAGCGGAAAUGCCUAACUAUUGCAAAUCUACCAAGGGAUAGUUGUACCGAAUCUAUUCAAUGUAUUGCAGGACUUAAUAACUCCGAGUGCACAAAUGGCAAAUGCCACUGUCGUAUGAAUUUUCAUUUUGAUUUGACAAAUAAACGUUGCAUUCCUAAUAAAGUAUAUGGAGAUCCUUGUACGAAAGAAGAAGAUAGUUGUUAUCAAUUGGAUAUUCCAGACAGAACAAAUAGCUUAAUAUGUUCGGAUGAAAAUGUAUGUAAAUGUCUGAAAAAGUACAUUUAUUUUGCUGGCCUCUGUCUGUAUUCAAAUGCAUCUCGAAUAGUUUUUCAAACAUCUUUUGUAAUGAUAAUGAUUUUAUUUAUCAUUAGGAUGUUUUAAAAUUAAGA
Molecule: messenger RNA, 752 nt
Organism: Ceratosolen solmsi marchali
Lineage: Eukaryota; Metazoa; Arthropoda; Insecta; Hymenoptera; Agaonidae
Exons: 5
Coding region: 1-744 (247 amino acids)
Molecular function (GO): metal ion binding
Source: RefSeq, a predicted model, not a curated record